AUGUCGCGCGGGCAGAUUAUACACAGUGGGCACUUUAUGUGUUCGAAUCCCCACGACGAUCUAGUACAAGAUGAAGAUGAAGAAGAUGUUGAAGUGGAUGUAGUUGAAGAUGAUGAUAAAUCAAUGGAAGCAUCAUCAUCAGUUCAUCAUAAAAAUAAGGCUCUCGACGAGAAACCGGUGACGUUUUACAAGUUUGGAGUUGGUAAAACACAGUCGAUCGCGAUUGAUGUAUCACUGAAUAAGUUGAACAAAUGUAUCAAAGUUGCUUAUAACAAAAUGACAACUCCAAAAUGGAAGGAUUUCAAAGGAUUACGUCUUCAUUGGAAGCAGAGGGUACGAUUGAAUAAUGUUAUUUGGAGAGCAUAUUAUAUUGAAUUUCGAAAAAAGCAGCCAGAAAAGCCGAAAAAACCAUUCUGCUACUUUGCCGUACCCGACGAUGACACAACACAUCAAAAAAUCGAGGGAUCGAUUGUCGAAGGAAUGUAUUGGAAAAGAAAAAUGGAAGGUGUGUGUGCACAAUAUAAACGAUGGAGAAUUCGUUCGAAACAUAAUUUGGUCACGGAUAAGGGAGGAAUGGUGGCGACGUGCUCUUCGACAAGCGUCAGCAGUAUGACGGGAGAAUUGAAACGGAAAAGGAAACACACCGUUCCAAAAGAAACAAUUGAAAGCAAGUUGCGAAGCUAUGAGCCACCUGUAAAACUUCAAAGAAGUCAGACGCCAAAACACACGAUUUCUGAUGAAUUUGCAUGGGAUUUUGAUGACUUGGAUAAUGUUUUCACUGAUGAUUUUCUAAAUUCUCUGAGUGAACCUUACAUGUUUCCGGAUCCAAGAGAUGUUUAUAGUGGAAAUAACGCUGAUAUCAUGCAGCCAGGACUCCUCCCACUACAGCCAACAAUCGAGGAUAUCAUGAUGUCAUUAGGCGACGAUAUGCCAGAUUCUCCGCCAUUCCACAAUGAUCGGGACACAAUGAGAACUCCGACGAAUGAUCAGCCAUCAAUAUCAGCACAACAAAUUCCUCAAAUGAGAAGAUCUGCUUCAUCUUCGGCGUCUUUGCAUCAAAUGCAAGUUGCUCAGGCUCAGGCUCAAUCCAUAUCUCAAAUAUCUCAACCAUCUCAACAACUGCAACAUCAAAUUCAAAUUCAACAACCUGUUGCGGCUCGUCCACAUGAGUUUAUGGCUUCGUCGAUUAUGAUGGACUAUCGAUUAAUGCCGACACGACAAUCAUCUGCAAUUACUUCACAAAUGCUUAUGCUCAGUCAAUCCGCAUCGACAUUGUCUUCACAACCACAGUAUGCCACAUCAACACACUAUAGCACGAAUAACUCAUUUCUCCCAAUUCGAAAUACAAUGACAAACCAACAUCAUUUGGGCCAUACGAGUCAGCAUUCACCUUGGAAUAAGCAACAACAAAGUAACUUCUUGGUUUCCCUACCACAUCAAUCCCACGUCGAACGAAUUCUGAAUAAUCAACCACCACUUGUUCCGCCUCCAUCCAGAUCUAAUUUGCUGCCGACUCAAAAUGAUCCAUAUCUUCCUCAAUUUCUUCAAUCCACUCAACCUACUCCACAACCCCAAUCUCAUGAUCCAAUGAUGGCUCCAUCGAGAUCAUGGUGGCUGGAUAGUCCGUUGACUGCAAGUGUUCAAUCACCAUUAUCAGUAGCAACACCAUUGCCUCUUGCCAAUCAAACGGGACCGCAGACUCCAUUGGGUCAGCUUAUUGGGAGUGCGGACAACGGUUUUUUAUUCGGUGGAAAUAAUACACCGGGUGGAUUUAAAAUGAGUGGGACUACCAGUGGUGUUCCAACUUUAUCACAAAGAUUAGAACAACCUCCAAUUAGUCGAACUUCAACAAUUUUUGGAAAUGUCGAGAAUAAACCUGAAAGAAUAUUCACUUCAUUAACAUCACAGAAUACACCAACACCAUCUCCUCUGGAUAUUUCUAGCCUUUCUCGCUUACGCACAUCAUCUCUCAAUGAAUCAUGGAAAAUGAGUCAUAUAGUAGAAGGAUCGCCUACUUAUCAAGCUUUUGCUGCGUCGGUUACCACGAAGCCGUCAAUAUUAGAAAGUCCUUCAACAUCUGGAGAUAUUAGUGGUCCCGCGUCAGUUCCAGUACAAGCUUCACAGCAUCCACCGAAGAUCAUCACACCACCGUCGGCGUCGUCAAAACGAAAAGAGCAAGAAGCAGCGAUGGCGCCAUUAGUGAACAGGCAGCAGUCUUGUGAUGUCAAUCUACUCAAUGGAAAAAUGGCUGUGAAGGUCGAGGAGAAAUCCGGAAGGCAUUACUUACCAACCACACCCACCGAAUUGAAGGAAGUAACAAAAGAAGAACCACUGUUGAUGAGUGCACCAUCAAGUGUCAAAUCAAUGCGACGACAAGCUCCAGAUUCCACAUUGCACCCAGAAGAACGCAAAAGAAUAUUGCAUUUACACGCUGAGCAAAACCGAAGAAGUGCACUGAAAGAUGGAUUCGACCAGCUUAUGGAUAUUAUACCCGAUUUGUAUUCUGGCGGUGUUAAGCCAACGAAUGCUGUCGUUCUAGCCAAGUCAGCGGAUCAUAUUCGAAGAUUGCAGGCCGAAAAAUGGGAUAAAACACAGAAGAUCGACGAGGCCAAAGCGAAAAUCGAAAAACUGAAUCAGAAAAUAACAUCCUUACAAUCAAAUCUUCCCCAAUCGAGUGCACCAUCCAGUUCAUCACAGGUGGACUCGAAAACUUCACUGGAAACAUUUUUCGAUAGAUAUGUCAAAGAAGGCGCGAAAAAGAAUUGGAGAUUUUGGGUGGUAAGUUAUCUAGCAGAAAAGUUGAAAUUUUUUUAAAAUCUAUUGCUGAAAAAUCGAAAUAUUUCUCCACCAAGGUGCACAUCCUUUUGGCACUAAAAAAGAAUUUAUCACGUCGAGGCCCGUAUUUUUGACAAAGCAACCGCAAAAAUUUUGAAUUACUAUUGAGACAAAUUAAUACAACUUCAUAAUAGAUGUCCCAAAUGCUGAAACCAAUCUGUGUCACACAAACAAACUCUUUCGCAUCGUCUGUAGCAGGAGACUCGUCGUCAAGAAAUGAAGUAGCCGCCUCGUGUUCUGAUUGGCUGAACAAAAAUUGGAAAGCCACAGAACUUCGGCCGCUUGCGAGUACACUUUUGGUAAAUAUAAUAUAGAUACUCAUUAAUAAUCAAUUUAUAAAUUUCAGGUCUCUCUUGCAACCAACUCGAGCAUUCUCGCCGAGCCGGACACUCUUCCCGAUUAUGUCAUGCAACAACUCAAAAAUCCAUUUUGAACUGCUCAUUAUAGAAUCAUGUUUAUUGUUUUUAACAUACGAUUUUUCUGCGUAGAUUUGUUUAGAUUUUUUGAAAUAUCUCAGUCCCUUUCAUGUUGCCAUAACUUUUUAUCCAGGAUUCUAAUCAUUUAGAUUCAAUCACGGGUUUUUUUCCCACUAGCAGCCACCACAGAAACAGCCCUCGUUUAUAUGUUCGGGUUACCUUUAUAUUACAGUUUGCUCAAUUUCUCAUGUAUUAAAUGUACAUUGUCUCUACCUCUUCUGGUAAUUUUAAAAAGAAAGAAUUAUACAUUUUAAAUUUA
Messenger RNA from Caenorhabditis elegans, 3570 nucleotides. RefSeq names its product BHLH domain-containing protein (gene mml-1). Bases 1 to 2814 code for a protein of 937 amino acids. The record is from RefSeq and is marked reviewed. Gene Ontology annotation, molecular function: protein dimerization activity. Gene Ontology annotation, cellular component: cytoplasm; mitochondrion; nucleus. The transcript has 9 exons. NCBI's taxonomy places the organism in Eukaryota, Metazoa, Nematoda, Chromadorea, Rhabditida, Rhabditidae.